This is a messenger RNA of Moneuplotes crassus, 597 nucleotides long. Lineage: Eukaryota; Ciliophora; Spirotrichea; Euplotida; Euplotidae. The record is from the annotation of a GenBank genome assembly.
CUCAAUGGAAAGACAAACUAAUCAUGAACAAAUGCUUGAAGAGAUAGAGGUAAAGAUCCGUGAACUCACUGAUAAAAUCCUCAAUAUCUCUAAGAGAAAUGAAGGAUAUGAGAAACGCCUAAAUUUUAGAGCAAAUAGGUAUGGUAACGAUGAUGUCUCAGAGUCAUCGACAACCUUUCUGAAGCAACUGUUGAGGAACAAUAAGGUCAGAAUUCAGAUGUAUAAACAAGAACUGGAUAGGCUAGAAGAGCAUAGAGAUGGCCUCUUAGAUCUCAAAAGCAAAUACAAUAAAGUUCAUAAUAAAGCAGAAGAAAAGCGUAAACUUAGAGAAGAACAGCUGAUCACUGAUGAAGAGGCUGAGAACGACGAAUUUUUACAACAAAUCAAAAUUAAACUUGAUGAAGAGAAUUAUGUUAAGCAGCAGAACUGGAAGGUCCCCUCUUACACUUGUGAGGGCUGCUUCACAGAUGAGCUUGAAGAGCUGAGAGAUCUUUUACUGGAGGAAGAGACUAAUGAGAUUCUUGGAAUAAAGCGUGGCCCUUUUGCAAUGAUGACAGAUGAAGAAGCCGAGAGGAUCUUAGAUAACAUAUAGAUAUU